Molecule: messenger RNA, 1320 nt
Organism: Monopterus albus (swamp eel)
Lineage: Eukaryota; Metazoa; Chordata; Actinopteri; Synbranchiformes; Synbranchidae
Gene: majin
Product: membrane anchored junction protein
Exons: 10
Coding region: 109-903 (264 amino acids)
Biological process (GO): homologous chromosome pairing at meiosis; meiotic attachment of telomere to nuclear envelope
Cellular component (GO): nuclear inner membrane
Molecular function (GO): DNA binding
Source: RefSeq, a predicted model, not a curated record
GUCAUUUCUUUGUAAACAUUAAAGUAAUUUUAGGAGAACACGGCAGUAUCAUUUUAUUAAAAACUAUAAUAGUUGUUGAGUAAAGUUGAGAAAAGGCACAGGUCAGCCAUGUCACUGCAGGCUUUCUCCUUUCCAUUCCCUGAAACGCGGUUCUUCAGAGCUGGUUGUCUCAUCUACAAGUUCAAGAUCAGAGGAGGCAGCAGCUACAGUGGAGAGGAGUUGAUGGGAGGAAACUGCUACGAUCAGGAACUGGAGGACAUCAUCAGAACUGUUCUCGGCAACCUGAACAGUCUCCAGCCUUUCACUAGUACACACUUCAAUGUCUUCCCUUAUAGGAGGCGUUGGGAGGGAGUGUCUGAGGUGAUGUGCAGACAUGGUGAGACGAAGCUGAGAGCCUAUCCUUUUAUUCUUAUCCUCUAUGUGGAGAAAAACACCCAGAAUGGAAAGCAAGCAAAGGAGAAGUUAAACCCAGACAAAGAGGUAUCACAGCACCUCCCCUGUGUUUCUGAGCCCCAGUCAAAGCGCUGUAAGAGAGAUUCACCACUAGAGGAGGCCAAACUAAAAGACUUAAUAAAGGACUUAGUGGAUGAAAUCAAGAUGACUGUGGGCCAGCUGCACAUGGACAAGCCACACUCAGAGAGAGAGGUCCUAGAAGAUCCAGGACAUGCUGACAAGAAAAGGAUCCACAGGUUUAACAAACCCAAUCUGCAUUCAGGUGUCAGAGACAGUGAGAGUCCAGGUAAAGUGCACCCUGGCACAACAUGGGAUGGAGAAGAAGAAGAGGAGGGUGGUGAGGAAGGAGAAGAUGUAGACUCGGCCCCUGGGAUACCUGUGAGGCCAGGGAUUCUGACUCGACUGGCCAGCCAUAUCUUCCCUUUCUCCCUGUUCUUCCGAGACCACUGAGAAACGGGUGGGUCUUACUGGUUCCAGCAGUGGAGCCUCACUGGGGUUUAUUCUACUCCGAGCACAAAAAUGUUUUGAUUUCUUCAUGAACAAAAUUCAGUAGAUUUGUUAGUUUCCUUCAUCUUCCAUUGACUACUUGUUUCUACUGUUAGUGUCAAUAGUUUUCUGUUUACCAGAGAUUGUUCUCUUACUGUUCAUGUUAGAUUUUGUAUUGUAUUGAUUAGUUAUAAAAUGUUAACUAUUGCUACAGUUUAUUUGAUACCUUUUGUUCACCAGAAUGUAGUGUAGUGUAUUGUUUAUUACACUGAACUGGGUUUAUAACCUUUAAUAUGCUGGCACUGACAGGAAGUCAUAUACUGUAGUUUAUUAGUUGUCUAUUGUAUUAAAAGGACUGAAUUUGUGCAAAUACUUUGCCUC